Messenger RNA from Bombus impatiens (common eastern bumble bee), 681 nucleotides. Its product is annotated as histone-lysine N-methyltransferase SETMAR-like. Gene Ontology annotation, molecular function: nucleic acid binding. The coding region runs from base 1 to 681 and encodes 226 amino acids. Lineage: Eukaryota; Metazoa; Arthropoda; Insecta; Hymenoptera; Apidae. The record is from RefSeq and is a predicted model, not a curated record. The transcript has 2 exons.
AUGUGUAUCUCCGUAUGGCGCGUGCGUUGCAAGCCGGUGCUCCAUCCUGCUGAUAGUACUCGUAUUUCAGAUGGUUUCGCGUCUCUGAUGGAACAUCACGUAGCAAAUCGGACAUAUUUUAUUUCCGAAAAGGCAGGAACGCAUCGCAAGCACGCAAGCAAUUAUGCCGUAUAUGGGAAUGAAGCCUUGAAAGAAAGGCAGUGUCAAAAUUGGUUUGCCAAAUUUCGUUUUGGUAAUUUUUCGCUGAAAAAUGCUCAACAGUCUGGCCGUCCAGUUGAAGUUGAUGAAACCCAUAUCAAGGCCAUUAUCGAUUCAAAUCGUCAUAGCACAACGCGUGAGAUUGCAGAGAACCUCAAUGUAUCUCAUACAUGCAUUAAAAAAAAUUUAAGACAGCUUGGCUAUGUCAAGAAACUCGAUUUAUGGGUCCCUCAUCAGCUUAAGGAAAUUAAUAUGAUACAACGCAUUAGCAUCUGCGAUUUGCUUCGGAAACGCAAUGAAAUUGAUCCAUUUCUGAAACGACUGAUUACUGACAACCAAAAGUGGGUGAUGCAAGAUGAAUCAGUCCAGACGACACCAAAAGUUGAGAUUCACCAAAAAAGAUUAUGCUGUCAGUUUGGUGGGAUUAUACAGGAAUUCUGUACUUUAAAACCAGGAAACCAAAUGAUUAAUUCAAACGUGUAA